Messenger RNA from Penicillium expansum, 2907 nucleotides. Its product is annotated as ankyrin repeat domain-containing protein. Gene Ontology annotation, molecular function: protein binding. The transcript has 2 exons. NCBI's taxonomy places the organism in Eukaryota, Fungi, Ascomycota, Eurotiomycetes, Eurotiales, Aspergillaceae. The record is from RefSeq and is a predicted model, not a curated record. The coding region runs from base 1 to 2907 and encodes 968 amino acids.
AUGGAUCCCCUCAAAGAUGCAAGUAUGAGGCAGGGAGAGGAAGAAUGUCAACCCCUCGACCAAGGCGCGGAAGUCAACGACAAGUAUGGAGAUGCUCUCCAGGAUCUCGAUCUCCAGGAUGCUGUCUUAGAUGGGGAUAAAUUCUAUGUUCGAUUGCUUAUUGAGAAAGGCGCCGACGUCAACGCUCAAGGAGGCGAGUUUGGAACUGCUCUCCAAGCCGCCGCAGCUAGGGGUCAUCGAAAGAUUCUUCAAUUGCUUCUUAGGAAAGGCGCGUAUAUAAAUGCCGAAGGAGGCAAGUAUGGAACUGCUCUCCAGGCCGCCAUAACUGAGCGUCAUCAAGAGAUCGUUAAGUUGCUUCUCGACCAAGGCGCGGAUAUUAACGCCCAAGGAGGCAAGUAUGGAACUGCUCUCCAGGCCGCUAUAAUCAAGGGAACUACUCUCUAUAUCGCUCACCAAGAGAUCGUUCACUUCCUUCUCGACCAAGGCGCGGAUAUUAACGCCCAAGGAGGCAAGUAUGGAACUGCUCUCCAGGCCGCCAUAACUGAGGGUCAUCAAGAGAUCGUUCAAUUGCUUCUCGACCAAGGCGCGGACGUCAACGCUCAAGGAGGCGAGUUUGGAACUGCUCUCCAAGCCGCCGCAGCUAAGGGUCAUCAAAAGAUUCUUCAAUUGCUUCUUAGGAAAGGCGCGUAUAUAAAUGCCGAAGGAGGCAAGUAUGGAACUGCUCUCCAGGCCGCCACAAUUGAGCGACACCGAGAAAUCGUUCAAUUGCUUCUCGACCAAGGUGCGGACGUCAACACCCAAGGAGGCAUGUUUGGAAGUGCCCUCCAGGCUGCUGUAUCUAGGAGUAAUGGAGCGUUUGUUCAAUUACUUCUCAACCAUGGCGCCGACGUUAACAUCCAAGGAGGCGAGUAUGGAACAACUCUCCAAGCGGCCGCAGCAAGAGGAGAUAAACCGACCGUACAAGUGCUUCUUAAAAAUGGAGCGGACGUCAACUCCCAAGGAGGCAGAUUUGGGACUGCCCUCCAGGCCGCCGUCUUCGAAGGAGAUUUGGCAAUUGUUCAAGCGCUUCUUGAAAAUGGAGCUGACGUCAACACCCAAGGAGGCAGAUUCGGAACUGCCCUUCAGGCUGCCGCAGUAAGAGGUCACCAAAAGAUCGUUCAAUUACUAGUUGAAAAAGGCGCCGACUUGAACACUCGAGGAGGCGAGCAUGAAACUGCUCUCCAGGCCGCCGUCUAUAAAGGAGAUAUAGCGAUCGUGCAGUUACUUCUCGAGAACGGCGCCGACGUUAACUCUCUAGGGGGACAAGGUUCCACUACUCUCCAGGCCGCUGUUUUAAGUAGGCCUAUCGCGAUAGUGCGCCUCCUUCUUAAUCAAGGUGCAGACGUCAAUGCCGAAGGAGGCGAGUUUGGAACUGCUCUCCAGGCCGCCGCAUUUCGAACGAACAAAGAGAUCGUCCAAUUGCUUCUCGAACACAACGCGGAUAUUAACAUCCAAGGUGGCGAGUAUGGAAAUGCUCUCCAGGCUGCCGUAUUCGUAUAUAGAGGAAAUAUGUCGAUUAUACAAAUGCUUCUCGACCAAGGCGCGGAUGUCAACGCCCAAGGAGGCGAGUAUGGAACUGCUCUCCAAGCCGCUGCAGCUAAGGGACAUCAAGAGGUCGUCCAAGUGCUUCUUGAGAAAGGCGCGGACGUCAACGCCCAAGGAGGCAAGUAUGGAACUGCUCUCCAAGCCGCCGCAGCUAAGGGACAUCAAGAGGUCGUCCAAGUGCUUCUUGAGAAAGGCGCGGACGUCAACGCCCAAGGAGGCGAGUAUGGAACUGCCUUCCAGGCUGCUGUAUUGGAUGAAAGCAUGACUAUUGCGCGACUCCUUCUUGACAGACAUGGAAACAUAAUAUCAAUCGCCGAGGAGGUUCUCAAGAAAGUCUUAGAAACUUCAGAAAAUGCAGUUCAGUUGAUGAGCCUACUUCUCCAGAAACAGGAAGGCAAUAUUAUCAUUACAGAAAAAAUCCUCAAGACAGCUGCAAAAAGUGACCGGGGUCAUCAGUUAGUGUCUCUUUUUCUAGAGAGCAGUGUCAAGAUCUCGGACGAUGUCAUCUGGGUACGAGAACUGGGGAAGGUGGGAUAUAGCACCUAUGAGAUUAUGGAGCUUCUUCUCGAAGACAGCAAUGGCUCUCCAUGGAUUAUUUUCGACCCAACUUGUUUCCCCUCUUCUGAAAUCGAGCCUGAUAGACAUAUUCCGGGAUGUUGCCACUCUGUUUCGCCCCAGGAAGCACUGCCAGCGCAGAUUUUUGAUUCCGUCUUCGAAGGCCAAACAAUCAAGUUUGAUGACCAAGGGAUAAUGUUUCAGAUACAGGAACUCUGUGGUAUGGCUGGAAUAAAGCCUACUACUCAAAGUGUGGCUGAUUGGGUUGGAUUUAUUGACUUCAAUGUCAGCGACCAGGUACUUUCAGUGACAUAUGAGCUGCCUACUGAUGAAAUGAACCCGCGCGAUAACGAAAUACUCUGGUCUCGCAUCUCUCGAGCCCUAGACGGAUUUUAUCACGCUGCUGCUUUGCUGCAAGCACACAAUCUUUGCUGCAAUUCCUUCACAGUUCUCAGAUCAGGGGUUCAAGACCAUGAACCACCUGGCUCAUCUCUGGUAGAAAUCAUCAAUAUUUCCUUUAAGCCAAUUUUGAUCCUUAUUCAGGAGCUGUAUAAGGUCAUGAACCCGAUUUCUGAGUUUUCCGACACUGAAAAGCUCCUAUCUACAUCCACCGCAAUCCUCGGACUGGUCUGGCCCGAAAUAACGAAAACCCCAGAUGACUCUAGCAUCGAGUGGUGCCUUCACGGCAUGCCGAGGAUCUACUUGAUACAUGGGGACCUGGGAACCUCAUACUCCAAGGAGAUCGAAGUGGCCUUCCUAUCGCCAUAA